This is a messenger RNA of Eucalyptus grandis, 1437 nucleotides long. RefSeq lists its product as uncharacterized. The record is from RefSeq and is a predicted model, not a curated record. The transcript is spliced from 5 exons. Lineage: Eukaryota; Viridiplantae; Streptophyta; Magnoliopsida; Myrtales; Myrtaceae. The coding region runs from base 1 to 1101 and encodes 366 amino acids. Gene Ontology annotation, molecular function: DNA binding.
AUGGUGGUUGGACCGGCGCUGGGUGGACCGGCGCCGAAGCCCUCCCGACAAAAUCUCCGAAGCCGACGAUCGCGAAUCGGAGAGCCCGAAGCGCUUCAAGCCCGAGUCGGUUCCGUCGAACUCGGGCUUUCUUCGGCCCGCCCGGCCCGGAAGUGUGAUGGGAAGCUUCGGUGCGGUUGGGCUGAAUCCGGGCAGCGGGCGGCCCGAGCACCGCUCGAAGAUGCGCCUUCGGGCUUUCAGCUCGGCUGCUCGACGGCGCGGCUGCUGCUGCUUCGGGGAUUCCGAAUCUCCUCCGUGAUUUCCAAAUCGCGAGCUAGGGGAAUCGCUGCCGCCGAUUGGUUGCGAUUCAUGAGUUCCUCGUUGGAUCUACUCGCUCCAUCGCUUGAGACAGUGGAGACUACUAAGGAAAUCAUAGUCCCUGUAGAUGCUAGCCCUUUUGAAAUAAUUACAGGCGAAAAGAGAAAAAGAGAAGGAGGUAGAGUAAGGUCGAGAGUGUGGCAACAUUUCACCAAGCUUGAAAAGAGGCCAGGCGAGCGAGAGGAAUGCAGGUGCAAUUAUUGUGGUAAUCUAUAUGUGUGUUCGAGCAAGUCUGGUACAACACAUCUAAAUCGCCAUAUAUUCGAGGGGGGGUGCCCCAAGUACAAGCCGACUCUAAGUGAGACGCAAAAUCUUACUAGUUAUCCAAAAGACGAUUUAGAUGACGACGACAACGUGACACCUUUGAGAGUUGACGCAGAGCAUAGUACAAGGAAUUUCUCUGAACAGGAAGUUGCUGAAAAUUUGGCAUCCGAACUAGUGCAACUGAAGGAAGAGAAUACAAAGCUUCUACAUGAAAGAGAUGAUUUGGCAGCCCAAAAGACAAGUCUUGAGCAACUAAUAGUAACUAUGGCAACUGAAACGGCUCGCCUAAUGGAAGAAAAUACUAAGCUGAAGGAAGAAUGCGCAAAGCUUCAAGAAGAGAAACAGAAAACAGUCACCAGAGAGGAAUUUGUGCAGCUGGAAACGCAAGUUUCGAAACUUAGGGAGGAUUUUGAACGCGAUAGACGAGGAUUUCCAGCAGCUACAAUGGCAGCUCUGGCGCACUUACAGAACGGAAGAUAACUGGAACAUCCACCCCACCACACAGCGAGCGCCAAACGGUUCGCUCAUACAUCUGGCCUUUGCAUUUCAAACUUGCCCCAGACUUCUAAAUCAGAGAUUGCAACGCUCCCUGACGUUCACCCUGUACCAUAAUGUUAGCCAUUGCUUUCGUACCGUGGUUGUAAUGUCCAUCCCGUUUUCUGCUUUUUACGGUCUGCAGUUCCAAUUGUCAACUAGACACUGGUAUUUUCAUCACCAUGUAUUAGAAAACGUAGCAAUAUCUUCCAGCGUUGUAUCGCCCCUCCCGGGCAUGGAUCCUGUUUGCUGCUUGCUGCACGGGAUUGUUUGCAGUUCUCA